AUGGAGAAGACGGUGGGCAUAGUCGGAGCCGGGGUGAGUGGACUGGCGGCCUGCAAGUGCGUAAAGCAGAAGGGCUUCCGCCCUGUCGUCUUUGAGGCCGGGGCCGGAGUGGGGGGACUUUGGGGGCGCACCUUCGAGUCGACGAAGCUGCAGUCCCUCCGGGACGCGUACCACUACUCUGACUUCCCGUGGCCGGACGAGGUGACGGAGACCAACCCCAGCCACGGCCAGGUUUUCAACUACCUUCGGGCCUACGCCGAACACUUCGACCUCCUCCGCCACAUCAAAUUCAACUCCAAGGUCCUCGGGAUCGACUAUGUCGGAGCCUCGGUGGAGGAAAUGCUCUCGUGGGAGCUCUGGGCCGGCACAGGAGAGGCCUUCGGCAGAGGCUCCGCGGGAAAAUGGGAGAUCUCUGUGCUGCAUGCCGCCGACGGUGAUUCCAAAGUAGAGGUUUGUGAAGACAGAAUCCACCCGUUACAUCGGCACUUAUAACUCCCAAAGUCCAGUAUCGGACCUGGGUGAGAGUAUUCAUAGAUUUUUUACUUUUUUUCUGGCCAGUUCUCUCUGGUUUGGCUCCUGUCGCAGACGACCGGAGCCCAACAACUAAAGCUUAUAAAUUAACUUAAUUUGUGCUACUAUAAUAAUACCAAGAUUUUUAUCAAGUCUAGAUCAUGCAUGACCUUGGCCGAUCCACAGGUCAUGUUUAGGUGGAAAUCACUAGUUCUUUCGAGUCUUUGUUCAGGAAGGUUCAGAUGGAUCAAGCCUUAAACAGCUCUCUGUUAUUCUUGCUUGGUAUUGUUGGACUGUCCGCUUCGUAUCUGUGCUCACUGUUGGAUUAUUGAAACCAGAUAUAUGAAGUGGACUUUCUGAUUCUAUGCAUCGGGCGAUAUAGUGAUGUACCCAACAUCCCAACAUUCCCACAAAAGAGAGGCCCGGAGAUCUUUGAAGGCAAAGUCUUACACUCCAUGGACUACGCCAAUAUGGGCGACGCCGAUGCAGCAGAAUUGGUCAGGGGGAAGCGGGUGACAAUUGUGGGGUUUCAAAAAUCUGCGUAUGAUCUUGCAUCGGAGUGCGCCAGUAUUAAUGGUGACUAUAUCCUCAAUCUUCUUGCUGCUCGUCGAUGGCUUCAUGUAAAAUUUCACGGUUUGACAUCUUCUCGAUCUUCUUAUUCUAGGAACGAAGUACCCAUGCACGAUGGUCGGUAGGACCAGGAGGUGGUUUGUGCCGGACUUUGUUCCCUGGGGUGUUCCCUGGACCUUCCUCUACAUGAGCCGAUUUUCAGAACUGCUAGUCCACAAGCCUGGGGAAGGAUUUCUGCUUAGCCUCUUAGCAACCUUUCUCAUUCCACUGGUACUGAAUUUCUCUCUCAUAGAUGCAGUUUAAUUUUUUUAAAGUUCAUAUCAAGCUAAAAAAUCAUCGAGCCGGGUGUGGAGAGUACCCACCAUUAUAAUUUUAAAAAUACAUUUAUUAUUACCUGUGUGCAUCCAAUCGUAGCAUGUAUGCUCGCUGCUCUUCGACUUUUUGUUCGUCACAUUCACAUGGACGUUUCUCUUCUGACUAUCAUGACGCCUGGGGACUAGAGAUGGCUUGUGGCCAAAUUUUUAGAGAGCUAUUGCCUGUGGAAGCUCCCGAUGAGGAAGCAUGGGAUGGUGCCGGAUCACGACUUCUUUCAGGAGAUGUCCACGUGCUCGAUAGCAUUGCUGCCCGAAAAUUUCUACGACAGGGUGGAAGAUGGGAGCAUUAUCCUAAAGAAAUCUCAAACAUUUUGUUUCCACAAGAGGGGCGUGGUCGUAGACGAUGGGCCCAAACCCAUAGAGAGUGAUCUGGUAAUCUUAGCCACAGGAUUCAGCGGCCGUGAGAAGCUCAAAGAUAUAUUUUUUUCAGAGUAUUUUCGGAACAAACUAGAAAGCCCGUCUUUGGGCAUUCCUCUCUACAGGUAUUCUCUUCCCUUCCCUUCUUGCUUGCACAGCAUUGCUGAUCUUCCAACAAUUCUGUGUGUAUCGUUCUGAUGACGUUACAAGCCCGGAGACUCACCCACUGGUUGUACACUAGGGAAUGCAUCCACCCGCAAGUUCCACAACUGGCGAUCAUUGGCUACUCGGAGAGCUUUUCGAACCUCCAUUCGUCGGAGAUCAGGUGCAAGUGGCUGGCUCAUUUUCUCAGCGGGGGACUUCGCCUUCCGAGCAUAAAAUCCAUGGAGGCAGACGCUGCCGAGUGGCAGAGGCACAUGAAUCGAGGAUCAUGCAUCGGAGUCUUCCACAUCUGGCACAACGAUCAACUGUGCCGAGAUAUGGGGCUAAAUCCGAGGAGGAAGAAAGGGCUCAUUGCCGACUGGUUCAUCCCAUACGGUCCGACAGAUUAUAAGGAUCUCAAUCCGUAA
This is a messenger RNA of Spirodela intermedia, 2380 nucleotides long. Lineage: Eukaryota; Viridiplantae; Streptophyta; Magnoliopsida; Alismatales; Araceae. The record is from the annotation of a GenBank genome assembly.